Messenger RNA from Haemonchus placei, 543 nucleotides. The record is from the annotation of a GenBank genome assembly. Lineage: Eukaryota; Metazoa; Nematoda; Chromadorea; Rhabditida; Trichostrongylidae.
AUGGAACUUCGUUUAUUUUUUCAAUCAAAAGUGAUUUUCAGUAAAACCACCUCGCAAUGGGUCAACGGAUUGAUGUCGAAUUAUGAUUAUCUCCUGGAGUUGAACAAGGCGGCUGGUCGUGUCAGAGGAGAAAUUCACAAUCAUCCCAUAUUCCCGUGGGUAUGCGACUUCAAAGAACAGAUGGGUGGUUGGCGUGAUUUAUCCAAAACGAAGUACCGUCUUACGAAAGGGGAUGAUCAGUUGGGACAAAAUUUCCGGCAUCUUUCCCAUCACAUUCCGGAAGUGCUGUCCGAUAUCGGCUACAUGGUCUAUAAGGCAAGAGUGGAAUCGAAAAUUAACUUAUGCAAGCACGUUCGUAGUAAGUGGGUUCCUCGAGAAUAUCCAGCGAGUAUGGCACGAAUGUACGAAUGGACCCCAGAUGAGUGCAUUCCGGAAUUCUAUGAUGAUCCAUCAAUAUUAGGUGGGCACCGUUACCAUUCGGUUCUAGUUUUCAAGGAUUUGGAAGAAAUAUCGCUCAGAUUGAGAGAUUCCUCAGCAGAUUGA